AUGGCUGAAGUAGAAGAUGGCAGGGCAGUCCAAGUGAAUGGUACAGGUACAGAUGACAUGAAAACUAAGGUUAUGAGUGACAAUGACGUUCUCAAUGAUGAACAAUUGAAUACUGAUAAUUCUCAAGUUGUAACCGUUGUUGGUAGCACUGGUAGUGAAAUAUUGUUAGAAGAAACGAAGAUUGAUCAGUCCAAUGAGAUAAAAGCGAUAGAAGAAGGACCGAGAUCAGAAGAACAGCAAGAAAGUAAUAAGUUAAAUAAUAUGGAAGUAAUGGAGCAAGCUGUGGAAAAGGUCGAGGCUAAAUAUGACCUCGACCACAAUGAAAUCAAUGAGGCGGAAAUCAAGAAGGAAAAGCCAAUUCAUCUGGCGGGAGACGAAGCAGUGGAAGAGCAAGUAAUUGAGGAUAGAACUGAGGAUCAGGUACCUGAUAUAACCGGUACGGAUAAUGCAGAUGUAAUGGCUACUUCAAUGGAUAGUAUUGACGAACUACCAACCAGUGAAGAGCAAGCCGUAGAAACAUCGGCACUUGUAGAACAAGAAGCUGAAUUAUUUGUCAAAUCGGAAACUGAUAAUGUAGAGAUUGCACCAAUCACGGAAACAGAAGCACCAAUAGAGGAAGAAAGAAUAGCUAUAGGUUCUGAAGUUGAAAUACCACAAGAACUUCAUGAAGCUGAAACAAUGUUAGAGGAAAAAGUAGUACCAACAGACGAGGCGACAGAUGUUAAUGUUGAAGCACCUCAGAAUGAUGACAAAGCUAAAGAGUUAUUAACAGAGCAAAAUCCUGCUGCACCUGAAGAAGAAUCUGAAGAAUUAGAAGUUGAAGGACUGAAAGAAACUGAACCCGAAGUGGAACAAGUUCAAGAUCAAUUAAAACAUACGGAACCUCUCGAGGUCACUGAAGUCAUACAGGAGGUUGUCACUGAGCAGAGUUUGGCUACCAACGAAUCUGAAGCCAUUAUGGAUGAAUUAUCGGAAGCAGCAGCAGAAGAGAUUAAAAAAGAAGACUUAAAUAACGAACGAAAUGAGCCUAGUAAUGUAGAACUUCCGAACGAACAACAGCAACCUAUGGAAUGCGGUAACGAAGCAGAGGAAAACAGUUUUGUAUCAGCUCUACUACCAGAAGAAAAAUCUGAAACAAUCCACAGCUCUCAUACGUCGAGUUUAAAAUUCGAAGAAACAAGUGAUGGACCUAUGGCGACACCACUGAUGACUGAACAGGAGUUUACAUUUGAUGAAGACAAACCAGUUUCCAAAACAUCUAUCACCGACGAUAAAGUUUUGUCACAAAAAAAGUUUACUACGGAAGAAAAAAAUUCUUCACGUAAAACAUCGGCAAUGGAGGACGAAGUAUCUUCGAGAAAAGUUUCAGCUAUGGAAGGAGAAGGACAAGAUAGGUCUUCAAGAAAAGUUUCAGCCAUGGAAGAAAAAGCUCUAUCUCGAAAAACAUCCGCUGCUGAAGAAGAGAAACUUCAAUCAAGAAAGUCUUCAGAAGUUAAAGAAAAGAAAAUACCAUCAAGAAAAUCAUCAGUAAUUCAAGAAGCAAAAACUCCAUCUAGAAAAACGUCAGAAAGUGAGGAAAAAAUUUCAUCGCGGAAGACAUCAGUCGUCGAGGAAGAAAAAAUAGCUUCCAAGAAAUCAUCAAUAGCACAGGAAAGAGUUCUCCCUCGAAAAAUAUCAUCACAAAUGGAUGAAAAGGCCCCGUCACGAAAGGCUUCAAAAAUGAAAAGUGUUGAAGAAAAUAGUGAAACAACGGAAUUUUCCCCUGAAUUAGCAGCAGCACCACAAUCAGAGAGAGCGGGAAAAGCAAAAAUAGCCAAAGUUGAAUCAAAUGAAGCAAAAAUAGAACCAGAGCUUGAACCGAUUGUUGAGCCUAAAUCGGCUACUGAGGAAACUGUAGUUGAAGCAAAAGAAGCUAAAAUUAUUGCUGAAUCACCAACUGGAAAAAUAAAUGACGAGGCUCCUUUUGAAGACGCUACUGCCGAAGAUGUCGAAAAUGAAGAGAAAAAAGUGCCUGAAGAGGAAAAAUACGCCAAAGAAGAAGAACAUGCUGCUGUUAAUGAACGAGAAUCUUUACCACCAGCAAGACAAAUUAUUUCAUCUCCUCCACGUAGGCGUUCACCAUCACCGGUGAGGAGAGAUACAAAUCGAGAAAAUCGAGAAAGUAAAUACAAAUCAUAUGAUCAAGAUACACAUCGACAGAGAGGCCCUCCUCCUCGUAUGCCAAAUUAUUUAUCAUUUUCAUCCUAUAUACCAGUCGAGAAAAAAGCGUACUCGCCAGUUAGUCCAUGGGUACAAAAUGCUGCGCAAAAAUAUCGAAACGAUUACACUGCCGCUUCGGCUUAUAAGCCUAAAUCUAUUUAUACUUCAAUAUUUGAUGACACUGUUAAUUCGGGUCCAUUUUCAAGCGAUUUGUACUCAGUGAAUCGUCUUCUUGAGCGCUCGCGCAGCCGCUCUCGAGAGUUGAGAAAUGCGCUUCGCUCAAAGCGUUCGACAAGCAAUUAUUACCGUUAUACUUCAAACUAUGCGACGCCACCACUUCGAACUCGUGAUUAUUCGACACCACCAUUGUCGUCUGUAUACCACUCUUCAUCACGGUCUGGUUCAUUUAUUUCCUUCAUGGAAUAUAGCGGACAAAAACAAUAUGAACUUGCAAGGAGUCCAAGCCGUUUCUCAAAUUUUGAUGGAUUAAGCCGAGCAAGCUCACGCUCGAAUGUUGACAUGUUCUAUGAUAUGGAACGUUUGUCACGAGUGGAUAGCUAUGUACGCGAUUUGAAUCGUAACACUGAGUACGGGUUCCCAAGUACUUACGUCAAGUAUCGUUCGCCGUCACGACCUUAUUUGCCGCAAGAAUAUACUCCUAUCAAUGGAUACAGAGCCUACAACAGUCCGUUAUCGCGUCAACGUCAUUCAGUUCUUUAUAAUAAUCCAUAUAUUUAUAAUCCGAUACCAGUGUCUCAGAGUCUGUACGAGGCUUAUCCAACAACAAAUUCACCAAGCAGUAGCACACUCAGCCGCCUCUAUUCUGGUUUUGCGCGUCACUGGACGAUGGGUUCAUAA
Molecule: messenger RNA, 3057 nt
Organism: Brugia malayi
Lineage: Eukaryota; Metazoa; Nematoda; Chromadorea; Rhabditida; Onchocercidae
Exons: 18
Coding region: 1-3057 (1018 amino acids)
Source: RefSeq, a predicted model, not a curated record